Procambarus clarkii (red swamp crayfish) is the source of this 780-nucleotide messenger RNA. Lineage: Eukaryota; Metazoa; Arthropoda; Malacostraca; Decapoda; Cambaridae. The record is from RefSeq and is a predicted model, not a curated record.
AUGCCAGGUGUGGCGCCCAUGCCAGGUGUGGCGCCCAUGCCAUGUGUGGCGCCCAUGCCAGGUGUGGCGCCCAUGCCAGGUGUGGCGCCCAUGCCAGGUGUGGCGCCCAUGCCAUGUGUGGCGCCCAUGCCAUGUGUGUCGCCCAUGCCAUGUGUGUCGCCCAUGCCAGGUGUGGCGCCCAUGCCAUGUGUGUCGCCUAUGCCAUGUGUGUCGCCCAUGCCAGGUGUGGCGCCCAUGCCAUGUGUGUCGCCUAUGCCAUGUGUGUCGCCCAUGCCAUGUGUGUCGCCUAUGCCAGGUGUGGCGCCCAUGCCAUGUGUGGCGCCCAUGCCAGGUGUGGCGCCCAUGCCAGGUGUGUCGCCCAUGCCAGGUGUGGCACCCAUGCCAGGUGUGGCGCCCAUGCCAGGGGUGUCUCCCAUGCCAUGUGUGUCGCCCAUGCCAGGUGUGGCGCCCAUGCCAGGUGUGGCGCCCAUGCCAGGUGUGGCACCCAUGCCAGGUGUGGCACCCAUGCCAGGUGUGGCGCCCAUGCCAGGGGUGUCUCCCAUGCCAUGUGUGUCGCCCAUGCCAGGUGUGGCGCCCAUGCCAGGUGUGGCGCCCAUGCCAGGUGUGGCGCCCAUGCCAGGUGUGGCGCCCAUGCCAGGUGUGGCGCCCAUGCCAGGUGUGGCGCCCAUGCCAGGUGUGGCGCCCAUGUCAGGUGUGGCGUGCAUCCUGUUACACACAUGGCCUCAGAGUACGGUGUCAUUACUCACACUCUCCUUCAUUGUUACAUCCCUACUACUUUGA